Molecule: messenger RNA, 1720 nt
Organism: Austrofundulus limnaeus
Lineage: Eukaryota; Metazoa; Chordata; Actinopteri; Cyprinodontiformes; Rivulidae
Product: cdc42 effector protein 2
Exons: 2
Coding region: 521-1342 (273 amino acids)
Biological process (GO): positive regulation of actin filament polymerization; Rho protein signal transduction; positive regulation of pseudopodium assembly
Cellular component (GO): cytoskeleton; cytoplasm; plasma membrane
Molecular function (GO): small GTPase binding
Source: RefSeq, a predicted model, not a curated record
UGCUAACUCCAGGUGAUCUGAUUUAGCUCUCCUCUGUGAGUUGAGAGGCUGAUCCCAUUUAACUUUCUCGUUCCAGAGCGAUCCAGAGACAGAAAUAAUAACCCGUCAGUAAGCGGUUUACCCUCCCCGGGGCUCGGCUCGGUUUCCCCGUGGAUUUUACAACCGGAAGCCUCCAGGAUUCUAAGUUUUACAGGAGCCACGGGUCUUUUUAUAGAUCUCUGGGGUGUUGAUGUCACAUUCCUGAAGCUUCCCCAGAGGACCGGCCCAGCUCGGCCCAGCUCGGCCCGGCAGACGGAGAACCCUCUGUCCGAGCAGGAGCAGAGAGGAGGAGCUGCUGGAUUAAAUGUGGGAGUUUGACAGGAGAACGGAGGAAGCUGAUGUGAGGUCAGACCUCUGGAGCUUCUGUCUCCUCACCGACUGACGAGAAAACAACAAAUCACUGGAUUAUUGUUAAAAAAAAAGAAAAAAUAGAAACUUUUUUUUGUUUUCGGCUGAUUUUCAGCUUGUUGUUUGGAACAAAAUGCCUGCGAAAACACCCAUUUAUCUGAAAACCACGACGCCCAAGAAGGGGAAGAGGCUGAAGCUUCGGGAUGUCCUGUCGGGCGACAUGAUCAGCCCGCCGCUGGGCGACGUCCGGCACAGCGCCCACGUGGGACCGGAGGGGGAGGGGGACAUGUUUGGAGACGUGGGGUUCCUGCGGGGGAAGAUGGACAUGCUGCCGGUGCUGAGUCGGCAGAACGGCGGCAGCGCCCGGUCCCACAGCGACGGCUUCUCGGCUCAGCGGGAAGAGCCCGGCUACGACGGCUUCCAUUACCAGCACCACUGCAACGGGCUGCUGAAGACCACCGUCUCCAUGCCCGUGUUCGUCGCACACGAACAGGCCCCGCCCAAACCGCCACGCCUCCACCUGGACGAGCCCGCCCCUCCGGAUCCGGGCCGUGGGUGGGCCGACGGCACGCAGCUCCUGUCGCUCUGCGAGAACGGAGGGGAACCCUGCAGAGACGCGUCCCCGUCCCCCGCCGUCCGCAGCCUCGUCCCGUCCUCCGGCUCCUUCUCCGAGGUGUCCUCCGAGGACUCGGUGUCUGAGAGCUGCGGGCCGGCCCACGUCCACCGGGGGCUGAGCCUGGACUCUGACGCCGGCCUGAGCAACGAGGACGCAGGGAGCGACCGCAGCGAGUCGCCCUGCGCCGCCCUCCACCCCGCCGGCCUCGCGCCCUCCUCCGGGGUGCCGCGGUCCGACUCCAUGGCCGUGCUGGACCUGGAUCUGGGCCCGUCCAUCCUGGAGGACGUCCUGGGCAUCAUGGACCGCUAUAAGACUGUGGACAACCGCUGUGAGCUGUGAAAGGACGAAUGUGACACAAACUUUUUUAUACAAACUGAUUGAUGGACGGGUGAAAGAAAAGAGGAGAAAACAUUUCUAAAGACAGAAAAAAAAACGUUUGUGGACAAAAAGAUGGACAAAUUUUGAUAAACUGCAGAUUUUACUCUCCAUCUAUACAGAUAAUAUUAACAGUUCACUCCUAGAUUUCUUUUCUGGUGGUAAAAAAAAGCUUUGUGUUAAAAAAAAAAUGUUUGCAGAUAAUUUUCUUAUUUUUGUCUUUUAAAAACUCACUCCUCUGUUGUUGCUCACAGUCAAACAUCUUCUGCUUCAUAGCCCAACAUUGCAAUGUCAUUUAUUCUGUAUAUACCUCUGUACAUCUAAUAAAAUGUUUCUUAUAAA